Aspergillus melleus is the source of this 720-nucleotide messenger RNA. RefSeq names its product YdeI/OmpD-associated family protein. The record is from RefSeq and is a predicted model, not a curated record. Lineage: Eukaryota; Fungi; Ascomycota; Eurotiomycetes; Eurotiales; Aspergillaceae. The transcript has a single exon. The coding region runs from base 1 to 720 and encodes 239 amino acids.
AUGUCAGUCAAGCCACCACCAUCCGACCUUCCAACCCACCCCUUUUCAUCCGCCAAGGAUCUCGAAUCCUUUCUCGAGCGCGAGCAUUCCACCGCCCCAGGGUUCUACAUCAAACUUGCCAAGAAAGCAUCAGGCAUUCCAUCAGUCUCCGCCGCGGAGGCCGUCGAAGUGGCGCUAUGCUUCGGCUGGAUCGACGGACGAGCCAACCCGUUCGACAAGGAUUGGUGGCUAGUGCGAUACACGCCCCGUCGAGCGAAGAGUAUCUGGUCGCAGAAGAACGUGCAGACUGUGGGACGCUUGAUCGACGAGGGCAAGAUGCGACCCGCGGGAUUGGCUGUCGUCGAGGCUGCGAAGAAGGAUGGCCGGUGGGCCCGCGCUUACAGUGGGCCUGCUACGAUGACAGUCCCCGAUGACCUUGCUGCCGCGUUGGCUGCGGACCCUGCUGCGGCGAAGUUCUUUGAGGGGUUGAAUAAGACCGAUCGGUAUGCGGUUCUGUGGCGGGUAGAGACUGCGUCUCCGAAAGCGCGAACCAAGCGAAUCGAGUCAUUGGUGCAGAUGCUGGCGGAGGGAAAGAAGCCUGGGGAAUCAACAAAGCCGACGCAGAAGCGGAAAGCCAGGGCUGAUGUAGAAGAAGGAAGCGAGGAAUUCAAGAAAGAGAUUUCUGUUCCUGAUGGUGAGGCAAGGCAGGCUCGACGUGCUGGACUUCGCAAUCGGAAGUGA